Molecule: messenger RNA, 3477 nt
Organism: Bursaphelenchus okinawaensis
Lineage: Eukaryota; Metazoa; Nematoda; Chromadorea; Rhabditida; Aphelenchoididae
Source: the annotation of a GenBank genome assembly
AUGACAAUUAUAGAUCAGAUAAAGGAGGCUAAAGAAGAGCCUAUUAGUGUCUUAAUUGUAGCUGAUACCUUUAAUAGUCGUUUAGUGCCUUUAGUACAUGAAAAACCCUUGGUAAGUUUUUUUAUUUGGCGACAAUUUUCUGUUUUUAGGCUUUGCUUGACGUCGGUGGGCAACGAUUGAUUGAUUUGGUCUUGGAAUGGGUAUCAAGACUCUAUGCCAAUGUUUUUGUGGCUUCAUCAACUUUGGACGAGAAGACGGCUGAUUUGAUUAAGAAGUAUGUUGUUAUACGUUUAAUUUAACGAAAAUUUCACUUGAAAAUCGUGGAUUAAUAACUAGAAAAGACAAGAGUUUUCUUAUAAUUUACUUUUAAUAGUUAUUUUUAAGUUUUAAAAGCUAUUUUUAAACAUUUAAUGAUAUUGGACUAGUUUACUUUAUGUUUAAUUAAAAAAACAUAAUUUAGAAAAUGGGAAACGCGAGUGUCAUUGGAGAUGGUACUUUGUGAACGAUGCAACAGUGUUGGUGAUAUUAUGAGAGAAAUUGACAAACGUCAUUUGAUAACGAAAGAGUUCAUUUUGAUCGACCAGAUCCCGACCUUCUGUUCGUCCACUUUGGUUAGCAAUGUAGUUAAGUUUAGGUAAUUCUACAAAAUUUUAAGACAAUUAUUAUUUGAAAAAUACAGAUAUAUCUUAUAUCUGUGUAAUUUUAUUAUCAAUUAAAAUUUAUCGUUUACUUUUAGACAACUUCGAAAGAAGAACCGCAACAAUGUGAUGCAGAUAUUGGUCAAAGAAUCCAAGAAGACCCAGUAUCCAUACUUGAUUGACAAGGAGACUCAACAAUUGUUGAUUUAUAACUCAGCUGAAGAAGCGACUGAAUUAAGGCUGACGAAACGCAACUUCUCUGCUGAACAUCAAGUGAGAUGUGAUCUCAGACCAUGUGGAAUAUAUCUUUGUGGUCCGGAGAUCAUCGCUUCGUUCUCUGACAACUUUGACUUUAGCAGUUUGGAUACUUUGAUUAGAGGGAUUCUGAUUCAUGAGGAAAUUUUGUGUCAAAACAUCUUCUUGGACAUUUUGGAGAAAGAUGUGUUGGCACAAUUUGGAAGGUAAGGCUUAUAUGAUGUAUAUUGUGUUUUCUUUACAAUGCUUUAACCUCGAGGUGCUAUAUCUACCUAUUCAUUUACUUAACGUUAUCUGUUAUUUGUUUAUUAAUUUUUCAGUGAUUACGACUCAAUAUUGGAAUGCUUAUGGGCUUUCCAACACGGCAAGUUUCAUCCAACCUCGUUGCUGAAUCUUCAUCCGGCUUCUUGUGACUCGCUAAAAGUUUUAACUCUCCAAGCUCGCGAAAACAAUGUUUUUGUGUCUGCUAAAGCCAGAAGUCCAGUUAAUUCAACGAAUUGUGUUUUUGGAGGAAAGUUUGAAGUUCAUCCAGAAGCUAGAGUCAAUGGAUGUUUUUUCGGGGAUAAUGUUGUUAUUGGUAAGGUUUAGCAUUUUGUUAUUGAAAGUUUAGAGUUAGGAUUUUACAUAUGCACAUAAAUUCUCGUAUUUUACCUUUAGCUUAUAUUUUGAAUUUAAUUUUAUGUAAAAAUGAACUUUUAGGCAACAAAAGUCGCAUAUCUGAAGUUGUAGUAGGCAACAACUUAAAAAUUGGCGACAAUUCAGUAGUCAGAAAAGCCAUAAUUGGGGACAACGUUAAAAUUGGAGACAAUGUCACUAUCAAAGAGAAUGUUGUUAUUGGAAAUGAUGUAAGGUUUAUAUAUAAAAAUUGUCUUACUACAGGGUGCGUGAAAAGUGGUGUUACCAGGUUUUUUAAUCAAAUAUUUACUUUAACAAAAAAUAUAACUAAAACAACAACUAACAAUAGUAACAUGUAGUACUAGUUAUAACAUAGUCAAUCGGUUUCAAAGUUUCCCCCCUUAUUUUAAUUUUUUGUUUUUUUUUGAAAAUAUUGUUUUUGUGAAGUAAAUUACGAAUUUAGGUUACCAUUCCGGCUAAAGUUGUAAUCAAUAAACACUCUGUGAUUCUAAAAUGUGAUGCACCAGCUCAUCCUGAUUAUAAAACAACCAAAAAGCAAAGUAUGUAUCUAUAUUAAUAUUGAAGAAGUGUUAUCUAUGUUAACUUUUGUUUUUAAGUACAGAUUAAGUAAGCAAAAUCGAAAUUUGAAUUUUUGUAACAUAAUUUUAAUUUUACAAAAAAUUUUUUAGACUUGUACUUCUGGAACUACGAAGACGACGGUGACAACUACUUCUGGGAGUUGAAGUCAGAACAAAAGCCAAAGAAGCUUUCUAGUAUUUGGGCGAACCAUCGCCGUAGCAGGUCGUCAGAAUCGCUAAGGCAACGGAGGAUAUCCUAUCACGAUGCCAACGACUCAUCUCCAGAGAAUUAUACGGUUUGGCCGCACACUGAUCCAUCACAAUCACAAACUUCAAUUCAUGGCACUAAGUCACCAUUGGUGAAGAGGAAGAAGCAUAAUUCAGGAUCGACGGCUACUGGCGCUACUUCGAAGUCUGCGGUAGGUUUAAUUGGAUUGAUUGUAUAUUUGGUAUGAGGACAUUAACAUUGGGAUGUUUUAGAGAUUAUUAUCGUUUUGUCAGUGAAGGUUUAUACAAGCCUUGUAAUACGAAUGAGUCUGAACUUUGUGUACAUAUUACGUUGUUCAAGUAAUUGUGGGCCUUCUAACUUCUAAAAUUUGUUUUGAGAAGGGGCACAGAAUUAUUUGAACAAUUAAACAGUUAAAUUAUCAAGAUUUAAUGUUAACGAUUUUUGUUUUACGUUUUUAUCUCAUCACCUACAUUUUCAGCAAGUCAUCGACGUUCUAUACGAGACGAGUGGAGCAGCGUUGGAACGGUUUGACGCUGAAGUCAAGGAUUCCAUGAAGUCGGUAUUAGAGUCGGAUGAACCCGACUCGGAAGCACAACAAAGAAAGGUUAUUCUUGAGAUUAACAGUUCAAAGUUGGCUUAUAACAUUGGCAUGGAUGAUGUGGCUAAACACGUAUUUUUGGCUUUCAUGAGUAUGCCAACUUUUGGACCUACUUUAAAGGACAUGAAGGAGGUGGGUUUACUUUAUUUUUGAUUUUUUCUGCUAUGUCAUCAAUCAAAAUUUUAAGUUGGAUAUCAAAAAAUAUUGAUUUAGUUGAAAAAUUAUUAUUUUUUGUCAUUUUUAACAUUAAUGACACAUUUUCAGGCAUUUACUACCUGGAGCUUGGUAUGGGCCAACUACUAUCGUCCCACAGCCUCAAAAGCUCAACUUCUUCACGCCAUUGAAGAUCACUGCUUUUUGAACCCAGAAUGGACCAAGUAUGCUCCAAACUUUAUCUUAUUUUUGUAUAAUGAUGCCGACUUGUUGACUGAUCAACUAGUUACUUCAUGGUUCGAACAACUACCAAACGACAAUGCCUUGAAGUCGGACAAGAUGAAGGAACUUGUCGACUGGUUGAAUCAGGACGAAAGCGAAGAAGAAGACAGUGAUGAAGAUGAGGAUUAG